Messenger RNA from Helicoverpa zea (corn earworm), 3045 nucleotides. RefSeq names its product adipokinetic hormone/corazonin-related peptide receptor variant I-like (gene NGR-A29). Gene Ontology annotation, molecular function: vasopressin receptor activity; peptide binding. Gene Ontology annotation, biological process: G protein-coupled receptor signaling pathway. The coding region runs from base 1 to 1272 and encodes 423 amino acids. Gene Ontology annotation, cellular component: membrane. The record is from RefSeq and is a predicted model, not a curated record. Lineage: Eukaryota; Metazoa; Arthropoda; Insecta; Lepidoptera; Noctuidae. The transcript has 8 exons.
AUGAUACUAAACAACUAUGACUAUGAGGAAGAGCCUCCUCAAAUCACCACUUCGGAGAUUGACAGAAAAUUCUGGGAUUAUUUUGACGGGGCGACGACCCCUAGUACUAAUAUUACGGAGACGGUUCUUAGAGACCAGGGUCCUGUGUUGGUGAUAUAUGGCAUUCUGCUGGCAGUUGGGGGGGUGGGAAAUGUGGCUGUGCUGGUCAGCCUGGCCAGGUCCAGGAGAAGGAAGUCGAGAGUGGAUCUGAUGAUGACCCAUCUGGCUUUGGCUGAUGUGUGCGUCACUUGUGGCGUUAUUCCUUUGGAGAUCGGCUGGAAGUACACAAACGCCUGGUUGGUGGGUAACCUGAUGUGCAAGCUACUACUCGUUCUCCGAGCCUUUGGGCUGUACCUGUCUUCUAAUGUACUCGUCUGCAUCUCCGUUGACCGGUUCUUCGCGGUGAUAUACCCCCUGCGGCUGCCGGUGGCGCGCCGGCGCAGCAAGCAGAUGCUCCUCUGCGCGUGGGCAUUCGCGCUAGCUUGCAGUUUACCACAGAGCAUAGUCUUCCGUGUCAAGCGCCACCCUCAGGUAGCUGGCUUCGAGCAGUGCGUAUCAUUCGGCGCGUUCAGCUCUGAGCAACAAGAAGUGGUGUACAACGUCUUCUGUCUCUGCGCUAUGUACUUCUUGCCCCUCAUCAUCAUCACCGUAUGCUAUGUGUGUAUCUUCUGCGAGAUACAUAGGAGCAGUAAGGAGUUGGAUGAGAAACGCGUGCAUAGAAGCAGUGUGGGUCACGUGCGUCUGCGACGUUCCGACAGACGCGUGUUAGAGCGCGCGCGACGUCGCACACUGCGCAUGACGGUGACUAUAGUCGCCGUGUUCGCGCUGUGCUGGUUGCCGUACGCGACUAUCACCAUGUGGUACAUGGUUGACCGUCAGUCAGCAGCUCGCCUAUCGCCCAGGGUCCAAGACCUGCUGUUCGUGAUGGCCGUCUCCAACUCCUGCAUGAACCCGCUGGUGUAUGGAUCCUAUACCCUGGACCUUAAGGGUCUUCUACGAAGGUUGAUCAAGAAGACGUGUUGUCAUUCCUCAGCUGCUUCUGAUACGAUAGGUAUCGACGGCUCAGGAUCCAGUUCAAUUAAGAAUAAGAACAUUAAUUUGGAGACGCCGCUGAUGAAAUCUGUCAAGGGCAAUAAAGUUCGCACACGCCUCGGCGUGCGUUUCGCCGAGACGUCGCUGACAGCCGUGCCUUCGCGCCUCGAGGUCCCGAAGGUGGUGCGAGGGCCCGCCUGACACCCGCCCCCUCGCCUCCGCUGCGCCGAACACGAGCGCUGUCGAGUGCUGAACCAGUAUUACAGCGAUAAAAUCGCUAGUGUUUAAAGACUUUAAAAAAGAAAAAUGUGUAUAAAGUGAUGCUAUAAAGACAAUCAAAACAAGAAACAAUUAUUUAAAAUUUUAUGAUAACUUCAUUUACGCCUUGCAAUGCUGCAAAACGGUAUGAUGCUCGCUACAACGCCAUCAUAACAUAAGUGUGUGUGAUUUUGUAUUACCUGCAUCAACUAAUAAGUGUGUAAUAUUCAACAUCACAAGCCGUAAGCUGCCAAUUUGAGUAUUUAAAUAUAAAAUCUUAAAGUUUGUAUGCUCUCAAAUAUAAGACCACCUGUAUACUAUUACAUCUAUCAUUCUGACCUCAGAUGUCAACAAGUCCUACAGGUCACCUAAUAACUAUAUUGGUAUCAAACGGCUCAAUUUUAAGUUUAUAAACAAGUCUACUUUUCGUAUUAGCCUGAAAUUCCAAACCCCGAAUUUCUCACUUCAAAGUUCAAAGACAGACGGCUGUCACACAACUCUAACUUUGAACAGAAACGUGUGGUUUUAAUAAAGUCAACCUUACUGUUGUUGCUAAGUUCCAUUGUUGUUGCCAUGUGUGUCUAGCGAGAAAUUACAGAACAUCAAUUCUGAGUAUUUAUAUCAAUUCCGAGUAGCAUACACCUUCCUCAAGAUUAAACACGUUCCUUAAAUGAUGUGAAAUAUAUUCUAUUAUGAAAUAAUAGAACAAGUGGAUCACUUAACUCUUCAUUUCUUGAAUGUCAAGACUCUGGACUGCUCAUUCUGGUUUCGAUCAAUCGGAGAUUAAUUGGACACAACGAUAAACAUAGCCUAACAAGAAAAAAUUCGUAUUCUAAUAACAGAGAAUUAUACAACUCUACUGUAUUUAAUUUGUCACUUAAAUACUACGAAUAAGUAAUUUCCCUAAUAGCCUGUCAGUAAAUCGGAAAGCUGUCAAUAAUAAUAACAUGACAUUUCAAUUUUGCUGAAAAUCCUUCGAAAUGGCCUAACUAAACGUAAUGAAUGGGUGAUAACUGUAGUGAAAAUUCAACAUUUUAUUCUUACAAAACAAUAGUUAGAUACAAAAUUGAGAUUAGUAACAGCAAUUGAAUGCUUGUGUAAAGAAAGACUAUUUAUUACCAGCAUGUUUUGACGAAUCACCUCACUACUAACAUUUUCAAUCCAUCCUACGUUUCUUUGGUCGUCAUUUGAUACAUUUAAGUGUAAUGAGAACUUGGUAUCUUUAAUUAUUUAUCUUGUCAUCUAUUCAUAAGGUACCAGUAAUAUGUAUGUACCUUUCGUAACAGUUAAUGUUAAACACACAGACCAUACAGCAUUUUGGUUGAGAUAUCAUAAGUCUUGAAUCGGAGGCUUGUGUUAAUUACAGAGGUGCCACGGCAAUUACACACUCCUCGAGUCUUUGAACUUAAAGGUAGGCCUACAUUGCGGAGAUUUCGAUGCGACGUUUUCGUGAAAUUUAAAAAUUUUCAAUUUAAAGAUAUGGGUGGAUAAUUUUCUUCUAGUGAAUAUUUUUCAAGCACACUUAGAUUUUUCUCAUAUUAUUUUAUAUAAAAUUGCCAUAACGGUUAUUUAAUACCUAAUGCUACAAAUCCAUUAGAACAUUUUUGGUUCAUUUGAACAGACAUAAAGCUAUCAUCAUCCAUCAUCCUCCGAGCCUUUUCCCAAUCAUGUUGGGGUCGGCUUCCAGUCUAACCGGAUUCAGCUGAGUACCAGUGC